Molecule: messenger RNA, 741 nt
Organism: Striga asiatica
Lineage: Eukaryota; Viridiplantae; Streptophyta; Magnoliopsida; Lamiales; Orobanchaceae
Source: the annotation of a GenBank genome assembly
AUGGUGAGCAUUGAGAAAAAGUGUGAUUUCCUCCCGAAGCGCAUCAUUUUGGUGCGGCACGGAGAGAGCCUUGUGAACGAGGACGAGAGUGUCCUCCAACACAUUCCCAACCACAAGAUCAAGUUGAGCCAAACGGGCCGCUCACAGGCCCGAAUAACGGCCUCUAAGAUCCUCGACAUGAUUAUAUCACCAGGAGGCAGUAGUCUCCUGCUUUUCUACGUGUCCCCUUCAUCCCGCACCAGGGAAACUGCUCAAGAGAUAGCCUCGCGAGUAGUCCCCAAAGAGAGAGUGGUUGGAGUGCGUGAAGAGUGUCGGUUGAGGGAACAACAUUUCGGCAACUUCCAAGAUUUAGAGGAGAGGAGGAAGAUCAAAAGCACUCGCAAUACCUACGGCAAGUUCUUCUACCGAGUCCCUCAAGGAGAGUCCAGCUUCAUUGAAGGGCUAUGGAGGGACAUGGAGGUCAAUAAACUCAAAUGCGAUGAAGAGCUUAACUUGGUUGUGGUGUCACAUGGACUAACUAUUCUCCUAUUUCUCAUGAAAUGGUUCAACUGGACUGUUAAUGAGUUUGAGGCCUUAGCAAACCCCUCUAACUGUGAGUGCAGAGUCCUGGAACUUGGACAUAACGGGGAAUAUAGCCUCGCUAUUCAUCACAAACCCGAGGAGCUCAAACAAUGGGGACUCUCCCAAGAAAUGAUUCACGAUCAGAUGAUUCGUGCUUCCAAAUUUUAUGAAUCGUAUUAA